AGAGCCUAGCAGUGGGAGACGGAGGCGACUUUCGCGAGCGAGGAGACAUGGCGGAGUACAAGCGGUUGCGGAACUGCCUGGCGCUGAUCCGCCUCCGAAACCCGCCGGUCAACGCCAUCAGUACAACUGUACUCCAUGGAAUAAAAGCGGGACUGCAGAAAGCUCUAACAGACCAUACAGUAAAAGCCAUUGUGAUUUGUGGAGCAGAUGGCAAAUUCUCUGCAGGAGCUGAUAUCCACAGCUUCGGUACACCAAGAAUGUCUGACCUCGUCCUGGGACAUGUAGUAGAUGAAAUACAGAGAAAUGAGAAGCCCGUGGUGGCGGCUAUUCAAGGCCUGGCUUUAGGAGGGGGACUGGAGCUGGCCCUGGGCUGUCACUAUAGGAUUGCCCAUGCAGAGGCUCAAAUUGGCUUUCCAGAAGUCACAUUAGGAAUCCUUCCUGGUGCAAGAGGAACCCAGCUUCUCCCCAGACUCAUUGGAGUUCCUGCUGCACUUGACUUAAUUACCUCAGGAAGACAUGUUUCGGCAGAGGAAGCACUCCAGCUGGGUAUUCUAGACAAAAUGGUGAACUCAGACCCGGUUGAGGAAGCAAUCGAAUUAGUCCAGAAAAUUUCUGAUCAGCCUCUGGAAUCCCGUAGACUCUGCAACAAGCCAAUUCAGAGCUUCCCCAACAUGGACAGCAUUUUCAGUGAAGCCCUUCUGAAGAUGCGGAAGCAGCAUCCUGGGUGCCUUUCUCAGGAGACCUGUGUCCGUGCAAUCCAGGCUGCCGUCCAGUAUCCCUAUGAAGUGGGCAUCAAGAAGGAGGAGGAGCUGUUCAUGUACCUUCAGAAAUCAGGGCAGGCUAGAGCCCUGCAAUAUGUUUUCUUUGCGGAGAGGAAUGCCAGUAAGUGGUCAACCCCCUCGGGAGCAUCCUGGAAAACAGCAACGGCACAGCCCAUCUCCUCAGUUGGCGUCGUCGGCUUGGGAACAAUGGGCCGAGGCAUCGUCACUGCUCUUGCAAAGGCGAGGAUCCCUGUGAUUGCUGUGGAAUUGGACAAGAAGCAGCUAGAGACUGCUGAUCAGAUAAUAACCUCCCUCUUGGAAAAGGAAGCAUCCAAAAUGCAGCCCAGCAGCCACCAUUGGUUAGGACCAAAACCCAGGUUAACCACAUCCCUGAAGGAGCUAGGUGGUGUAGAUUUAGUCAUCGAAGCAGUAUUUGAGGAAAUUAACUUGAAGAAGCAGGUCUUUGCUGAACUAUCAGCUGUGUGCAAGCCAGAAGCUUUUCUGUGCACCAAUACUUCAGCCUUGAACAUUGACGAUAUUGCUUCUUCCACUGAUCGCCCUCACUUGGUCAUUGGCACUCACUUCUUCUCACCAGCUCACAUCAUGAAGUUGUUAGAGAUUAUCCCCAGCCAGUACUCUUCCCCUACUACCAUUGCCACAGUUAUGAAUUUAUCAAAAAAAAUUAAAAAAAUUGGAGUAGUUGUAGGUAACUGUUUUGGAUUUGUUGGCAAUCGAAUGUUGAAGCCUUAUUACAAUCAGACAUAUUUCUUAUUGGAAGAGGGCGGUAAGCCAGAGGAGAUAGAUCAGGUGCUGGAAGAGUUUGGUUUCAAAAUGGGACCUUUUAGAGUGUCAGAUCUUGCUGGACUGGAUGUGGGGUGGAAAUCUCGACAAGGGCAAGGUCUUACGGGACCUAUGUUGCCUUCAGGAACGCCUGCCCGAAAGCGAGGCAGCGAGAGAUAUUGCCCAAUUCCUGAUAUGCUCUGUGAAUCAGGACGGUUUGGCCAGAAGACAGGAAAGGGUUGGUAUCAAUAUGAUAAGCCACUGGGUAGGAUUCACAAACCUGACCCCUGGCUCUCUGAAUUCCUGUCACAGUACAGGCAAACCUAUCACAUUGAGCCACGUGUCAUUAGCCAGGAUGAGAUCCUCGAGCGCUGUUUGUAUUCACUCAUCAAUGAAGCAUUCCGUAUCUUGGGAGAAGGGAUGGCUGCCACUCCAGAGCACAUCGAUGUUGUCUAUUUACAUGGGUACGGAUGGCCAAGGCACAAGGGUGGGCCCAUGUUCUAUGCCUCCACAGUGGGAUUGCCCACAGUGCUAGAGAAGUUGCAGAAAUAUUAUAGGCAGAAUCCUGAUAUUCCACAACUAGAGCCUUGUGACUAUCUGAAAAAAUUGGCUUACCUGGGCAACCCUCCUCUGAAAGAAUGGCAGAGGUUAGCAGGACCCCCUAGCAGUAGACUGUGAUUCAGCCUUCCAGGUUAUGACUCAUGUGCUUGCAUCAGGAAAUGCUCAUGGAAUUUCAUUGAUAUUAAAUCAAAAGAUCCAAAGUAAGAUUGCUCUGAAAUACAAAGCAGCUGAACCUUC
This is a messenger RNA of Lontra canadensis (Northern American river otter), 2339 nucleotides long. RefSeq names its product enoyl-CoA hydratase and 3-hydroxyacyl CoA dehydrogenase (gene EHHADH). Lineage: Eukaryota; Metazoa; Chordata; Mammalia; Carnivora; Mustelidae. The record is from RefSeq and is a predicted model, not a curated record. The transcript has 7 exons. Gene Ontology annotation, molecular function: (3S)-3-hydroxyacyl-CoA dehydrogenase (NAD+) activity; NAD+ binding. Gene Ontology annotation, biological process: fatty acid beta-oxidation. The coding region runs from base 48 to 2219 and encodes 723 amino acids. Gene Ontology annotation, cellular component: peroxisome.